Messenger RNA from Synchiropus splendidus (mandarinfish), 2856 nucleotides. RefSeq names its product mitogen-activated protein kinase kinase kinase kinase 5. Gene Ontology annotation, biological process: protein phosphorylation. The coding region runs from base 165 to 2711 and encodes 848 amino acids. The transcript has 31 exons. The record is from RefSeq and is a predicted model, not a curated record. Gene Ontology annotation, molecular function: MAP kinase kinase kinase kinase activity; ATP binding. Lineage: Eukaryota; Metazoa; Chordata; Actinopteri; Syngnathiformes; Callionymidae.
GAAAGAGGAAGGUGUGCGUGCGUGUCAGAAGCCGAAUGACGGGUUCAGGACGGUGUUUUCGAAGUUCCUCACUUCAGCUGCCAUAGAUGCUGUCGAGCAUGUGUGCGGACUUGUGUGUGCGUGUGUGUCCGUGUGUGUGAUGACUCCUGAGCUGGAUUUUCACCAUGGACUUCCCGAACAUGUCCACACUAGACAUCUCCACCAGGAAUCCUCAGGAGGACUUUGAGUUGCUGGUGAAGGUGGGAGGAGGCACCUAUGGAGAUGUGUACAAGGCUCGAAACAAGCAGAGUGGAGAACUGGCGGCUAUCAAGGUGAUCAAGAUGGAGCCAGACGACGACUUCUCCAUCAUCCAGCAGGAGAUCGUCAUCGUCAGGAGCUGCAUGCACCCCAACAUCGUGGCGUACUACGGCAGCUACAUACGGACUCAUAAGUUGUGGAUCUGUAUGGAGUUCUGUGGGGGAGGUUCACUCCAGGACAUCUACACAAUGACCGGCCCACUGACCGAGACCCAGAUUGCCUACGUCUGUCGAGAGAUGCUGCAGGGGGUGGACUACCUGCACGCUCAGAAGAAGAUGCACAGAGACAUCAAGGGAGCCAACAUCCUCCUCAAUGACCACGGAGAGGUGAAGUUAGCCGACUUUGGCAUCUCGGCACAGAUCACAGCCACGCUGGCCCGCAGGAUGUCAUUCAUUGGAACGCCAUACUGGAUGGCCCCAGAGGUGGCAGCGGUGGAGAUCAAGGGCGGCUACAAUGAGCUGUGUGACAUCUGGUCGGUGGGCAUCACAGCUAUCGAGCUGGCUGAGCUGCAGCCACCCAUGUUUGACGUCCACCCGCUGAGGGUUCUGUUCCUCAUGUCCAAGAGCAGCUACCAGCCCCCCAAACUGAAGGAGCGCUCCAAGUGGUCCUCCAGCUUCUACUCGUUCGUGAAGGCCAUGUUAGUGAAGAACCCCAGGAGGAGACCUGGUGCCUCCAAAAUGCUCUCGCACGCGUUCGUGACCCAGCAUGGCCUGACCCAGGAGCUGACCCUGGAGCUGCUGGAGAAGAGCCGGCACCCUGAGAAGCCCUGCCUGGUGACCGAGGACGACGACUUGGAGGUGGCCGUGCCCAGAUCCCUGAGGAGGAUUCUGUCCGUGAGCAAACACAAGCAGGCGGAGAGGACCAACUCCGACACCAGCUGUGAUCAGAUCUACACCCAGAGGCCCGUCAGGAGAGAGUCGCCCGAGCCAACCCUGAGACCGUCGCGCAGCUUCCGCAGGGCUCCAGUCAGGUCCCAGGAGAGCGACUCUGACAACGACUACGACGACAUUGACGUCCCCACUCUGCACGGGGGUCGAAGUAUUCAAUUUGAUGCUCCACCUGCCGAGGAUGCUCCGCCUCCUCUGCCCCCGAAGCCCAAAGGUAGAACCAGCUCCUGGGAAAGUGUGGUGGGUGAUGACGAUUCCACGAGGACCUCCUUGCACGCCCCGACCCCCCUGAUCAGGACCUCCAGUGGGACUCAUGUGCGGCCCUUUCCCCAGCCAAGACCGGCGCGACACUCGGGCCUCUGGUCAGAUGUGGCGACAGAAGACCCCCGGCCCCCCAAACUACCCCCUAAAUCUACUCACAGACGGCGCCCCGUCUCCAAGGGGUCUCCCGACUGUGUCAGUCCCGUCCUGAAGAAACCCCCGGUCUACUUCAAGAAAGUCUUCAACGGCUGCCCGCUCAAGAUAAACAGCUCCACGACGUGGGACCACCCGACCAGCAAAGACAAACAUCUGAUCCUGGCCGCUGAAGAAGGAAUCUACACCCUCAACCUGAACAGCAGCGAGGCGACGAUGGAGCUGUUGUACCCGGGGCGCUGCAGCUGGGUCUACAGCUGCAACAACGUGCUGAUGUCUGUGUCAGGAAAGUCCUCGCAGCUGCACUCUCACUCCCUGAAGGAGCUGUACGAACAAGCACGGAGAGACCAGCGAAUGGUUGCCCUGCCGACACACAGGCUGUUGCCACGGAAGAAUCCAGUGACUUACAAGAUACCGGACACCAAAGGCUGCAAGACCUGCUCUGUAGCCGACAACAGUCAGCAGGGAUGUGUCUUCCUGUGCUGUGCGCUGGAGCUGAGUGUGGUUCUGCUGCAGUGGUACGAGCCCAUGCACAAGUUCAUGCUCAUCAAGAACUUUGACUUCCCGCUGCCGAACCCUCUGAGGCUCUUCAAGAUGGUGGUGGACCCGCAGCAGGAGUACCCGCUGGUCUGCAUCGGGGCCUCGCUGGGAUCCGGCUCACACUCGGUCGUGGAGGUGGAUUAUAUCAACCUGAACUCCAACACCUCCUGGUUCACCCACUCGGGCUCAGAGAAGUCGUGUCCUGACGUGGUCCAAGUCAACCAGCUGGACAGCACCUCGCUUCUUGUCCUCCUGGAACGGUCAGUACAUAUAGUCGGCCUGGAGGGGGCACCAAAGAGCAUCAGAUCUUGUGAGACCACCUUCUCUCAUGAGGUGGAAUCUGUAGUGUAUUUUGAGGACACCUUGUUAGCGGUGUGGCGUCACGGCUGGCUACGAAGAAGACAAGGUUCCUCUGAGCCGCUGCAGGAGGCCACAGACUACAAGAAGGUCUACCGGCUCCUCCAGUCCGACAGCAGAGUGGUGGUGCUGGAGUCCCGACGGACCGACGAUCAAGCCGGCCUCUCGACCCUGUACGUCCUGGAGAUCGCUGAGAACUACGUCAUGCUGUCCUGACACACUCAGGGGAAGCUUCAUGGGAAACUUCUGGCUCCGUUUGAAGGCUGCACCACUAACUUUGGGGGGGUGGGGGCGCACUGUGAAUGCACCGUCAAUAUAAUAUGUGAUUUCCAAAACAAGGACUGUACUUGAACGUGAAGUC